AUGUCUCACUCCGAUCAACAACUUGAUGCCCCCGCCCAGUCCCUUCAUGCAAUCAAUUUUACUUUGCCUGAAUUCUGGCAACACGCUCCAGAACUUUACUUCAUCCGCACAGAAUCAGCCUUUUAUUCUGCCAACGUUACCAAGGAGCUAGCAAAAUACCACAAACUCGUGGAGGUCCUCCCCGCUAGUGUCAUCUCUCAAGUUCAGUCCUUGCUAGCUAAUCCUCCUGCAGAUGCUCCCUUCUCCGCGUUAAAGGCAGAAAUCCUCCGACUUAAUUCUGUGUCUGACCGACAGAGGUAUCACCAGUUAAUUAAGGAGGAGUCAUUGGGUGACCGGAAGCCCUCAGAGCUUCUACGUCGGAUGCGUUGUCUCCUUGGAGACAUGCAAGUUGAUGAUAAAUUUGUCAAGGAGAUGUUCCUGGAGCGCCUGCCCACAGAUGUUCAAACGAUCCUGGCGUCCGGCUCUCAGGAUCUCACAGUGUCACAGUUGGCUGAGAUGGCGGAUCGAAUGAUAGAGGUGCAACGAUUCCAGUCACCUUCCGUUGCCCAGAUCUCAUCCUCAUCGUCAGUGAAUGAGCAUUUACUAAAACAGGUGUCGGCCAUGGCAGAUGAGAUGGCCUCUCUUCAAAUACAGCUCGCCCGCCUAACUUCCAGUCGCUCACGCAGUCGUCGUCGUUCUCGUUCGCGACCUCGGACUGCUGAUACUUGCUGGUACCACACUAAUUUCGGCGUAAAGGCCCGUCGCUGUUCCUCACCUUGCUCUUUUAAGCCAAAACAGGGAAACCAGUCAGCCAGAGAAUAG
Molecule: messenger RNA, 801 nt
Organism: Spirometra erinaceieuropaei
Lineage: Eukaryota; Metazoa; Platyhelminthes; Cestoda; Diphyllobothriidea; Diphyllobothriidae
Source: the annotation of a GenBank genome assembly